Carica papaya (papaya) is the source of this 630-nucleotide messenger RNA. The record is from RefSeq and is a predicted model, not a curated record. Lineage: Eukaryota; Viridiplantae; Streptophyta; Magnoliopsida; Brassicales; Caricaceae.
AUGAAAGCCAUUCUGAUAGUUUCUGUGUUCAUUAUAAUAUGCAAUGUAUCAGCCCUAGAUGCUUGCCCUAAAUGUGGGAAAACUCUAGUUCCAUACCCACUGAGCACAGAUGAAAACUGUGGAAACCCUAGUUACAAAGUUUAUUGCAACAACAACAUUCUUCAGUUCUUGUCUGCUGAUGGAUUUUUCUAUGACAUCCUCACCAUUGACCCUGAUGCUUUUUCUCUUGUCAUAAGUCCACCUCUUUUGCAGAAAAACUCUUGCUACUCUGCUGAUCUCUCUUCAGGAGGGUUUAAGCUUGAUGAAAACUUACCCUUCAACAUAUCUUCUCGUAACACUGUCAUGUUGUUUAACUGCUCUACUAGCAUCCUCUUGUCGCCACUGAAUUGUUCCACAAACAGCAUUUGCAGAGACUUCGAGAGAUCGGAGAUGGGAAGUGGAUGCACAGACACCCUUUGCUGUCAUUACAAGAAAGAUGCAUCCAUGACGGCUCAUAGAAUCAGAAUCAGGCUUGGAGGUUGCACCUCCUAUACUUGCAUCGUAGAUGCAAAGCCCGGCGAUCCUAUUGAGUCAUGGAACUAUGGCAUUGAAUUGCAGUGGUCGCCUCCCUUUUCUUCUCGGAGGCAAUGA